This is a messenger RNA of Closterium sp. Naga37s-1, 5145 nucleotides long. NCBI's taxonomy places the organism in Eukaryota, Viridiplantae, Streptophyta, Zygnematophyceae, Desmidiales, Closteriaceae. The record is from the annotation of a GenBank genome assembly.
AUGUCCGAGUCUAGCACGGUAACGUGGCAGGAUGGUGCCACGUGGCAGCACCAAGUUCCCUGGUGGUUAGCCUUCGUUCCGUGGGCUGGACUAGCAGCCGGAACGCUGUUCCUAGCGUAUCGGCUUGUGUAUGUGCCGUACCGCAUAGUGCGGCUGUGCAGGAAGCAAGGAAUCCCCUUCCUGCCGUUCAAGCCUUUCAUUGGUCAAGCGCUCGACCUCUACCGCCUCACCCCUCCUCCUGCCUCAACGUCCCCCAACCAACACCCCCCUCCCGCCUCCCCCUCCGCCUCCGCCGCCUCCCCCUCCUCCGCGUCCCCCUCCCCCGACUCUCCCCCCUCCACGCACGGUCCGGCUGUGUUCCUUCCGCGGCUGCACGAGUGGCGCCAGCAGUACGGGGACGUGGUCGGGUUCACCAUAGGGGGGACGGCGCAGCUGCUUGUAACGGAUCCUGCACUAGUGAGACAGGUCCUGCUAUCGAGCAGCGGGCGCUACACCAAGACAGCAGGGGCGCGCAAGGCGCUGAGGCUGCUGGGGAACGGCCUGCCUCUCUCAGAGGGGUCGCUGUGGGCCCGGCAGCGCCGCAUCGUCAUCCCCGCCUUCCGCCCCGCGGCUAUCAAGGAAAUGGUGGGGAUCAUGGAUGGACAGGGCCAGUCCCUGGCAAACGCAUGGUCGCAUCAGCUGCAGCAGCAGAGGGGGGGGAGGGGAGAAGGAGUGCUAGAGGGUGCUUGUAAAGAGCGUGUGACUAUGGAGGUGGACGUGCAGGAGAGCAUGUCGCUCGUGGCUCUGGACGUCAUCGGCCUCGCAGCCUUUGGCUCUGCUGUCAUGCACGAGGAGGGCGAGGAGGGUGAUAGGCUCGUGCCUGGAGACGCAGGAAGGGAACGACCAGCUAACGGAGAUUCAGCACCACCAGCAUCAGCAGUACGAGCAGUUCCAGGGGCAGGGGCAGGGGCAGGGGCAGGGGCAGGGGCAGGGGAUCCAGUGCAGCUGUACAACGCGCUGUCCAAGCUGGCAGAGCUGGGCGCCAAGAGGGUCUUCUCCUGGCGCUCCCUAGUGCCCUUCUACGACAUUCUGCCGCUUCCAGAAAACUUUGCCCUCUGGGCAGCCGAGAAAAAGAUCCGCAACCUGACCCUGCACCUGAUUGGCAAGAGGCGGGGUGCAGCAGCAGCAGUGCAUGCGGAGGAAGCAGAUGGCGAGUCAGAGAAUCAACAAGGAGCGGCAAGAGGGCGGGGUGCUCGAGACCUACUGGCGCUGAUGCUGGCAGCACAUGACGAGGCAGGCAACGAGCAAAUGACGGACCAGCAGCUGAUGGACGAAUGCAUCACGUUCCUCCUCGCUGGCCACGGCACCACAGCUCGCCUGCUGACGUGGACGUUCUACCUGCUGGCGAAGCAUCCCGACUGGCAGGAGCGGCUGAGAGCUGAGCUCAAGCAGGCGCUGACUCAGCAGGGGGCACAAGACACGUCAUCGGCCGCCACGGCCAACACAGCAGCAGGAGCAGCAGAAGAGGCAGGGUCAGAGAAAGGUGGAGAAAAAUCAGUACAAUCAGGCCAAGGGGGUUUUGGAAGGGAGGGAGAGGAAGGAGGACAGGAGGGAGCAGGGAGAGUGGGAGCAGAACGUGAGGGAGGGGGGGAAGGGGAAGGCGAGGGGCAAAGAGGAGGGGGACGGGUGACAUGGGAGGUGGUGGCGGCAUUAAAGGCCAUGGGCAUGGUGUUGCAGGAGAGCCUGCGCAUGUUCCCCCCCGUCUCCUUCAUCAGCCGCACGUGCCAGCAGGUAGACACACGCAGGCUGGUGGGGUGGGGGGGUCAAAUGCACGGGAAAGUGGGGGAGAGGAAGGGCACUAAAGGCCAUGGGCAUGGUGCUGCAGGAGAGCCUGCGCAUUUUCCCCCCCGUCUCCUUCAUCAGCCGCAUGUGCCAGCAGCCUCUCCCAUCCAGGCCGCCACCCCCCUCACUCUCUUCCCCUCGCUCUCUCAACCUUACUCUCUCCCCCUCUCACUCUCCCCCCUUCACUCUCUCCAGGCGUGCAGGCUGGGGCCAUACGACCUCCCCCGGGGCACGGAUGUGGUGAUACCAGUGGCCAUGCUGCACUAUGACCCGCGCUUCUGGGGCCCUCAUUCCCUCGACUUUAACCCCGAACGCUUCGCCAAAGGACCAGACGAAGCCUGUUCUCAUCCUCAGGCGUUCCUUCCCUUCGGUUCCGGCCCACGAGACGAUAACGGAUCCGGAGGCGACCCGCGAGUCAGGGAGGCGGAAACCGAGCAGCAGAAGAAGCAGCAGCAUGAAGCUAAUAGCGAUAACGAAGAGGAGGAUGACGGGGAUGAGACGGGCGACGAUUUCGAGCUGCACGACGGGCCGAACGAAGCGGGCGGCGGCGGCGGGUGGGGGGCCUUGAUGGAAGGCUCUCUGCGCGUGUUGCUCGUCGAAGACGACGACUCCACGCGCCACGUCGUCUCGGCGCUUCUCCGAAACUGCUCCUACGAAGUCACACCCGCGUCGAGCGGGCAGCACGCGUGGGAGAUUCUAUCAAGCGGCAGCGGCGGGCGGUUCGACCUGGUGCUGACGGACGUGGUGAUGCCGGGGCUGUCGGGCAUCGCGCUGCUCGCGCGCAUCAUGGGCAAGGAGGAGCUGCGCGGCAUCCCCGUUAUAAUGAUGUCGUCACACGACAGCAUGGAGAUGGUGUUGAAAUGUUUUCAGAGGGGUGCGGCGGACUUCCUCGUCAAGCCCGUGCGCAAGAACGAGCUCAAGAACCUCUGGCAGCACGUCUGGCGCCGAUGCCACUCCUCGAGCGGCAGUGGCAGCGGCAGCGGCAGCGGCACCAACGGCAAGGUGCUCAUGGGACUCGCCAAUCAGCGCGCGCCCAACGCCGCCUACGCCGCGGGGGACGCCGCCACUGCCGCCGCCGCCGCCGCUGCUGCUGACGGCGGUGGUGGGGUUGAGCGCGCUGGGGGCGGAGGGGAAGGGGAAGGGGAAGGGGAGGGGGAGGGGGAGGGGGAAGGGGAAGGGGAAGGAGAUGACGUGUAUAUGGAGAGGGAUGGCGGUGGGAACGUGGAUGCGAAUGGUGGUAGCGACUACGGCAGCGGCACUCAAGUAGCCACCCAGGUGGAUAACCAGCACGCGCAAGCCGCCAAGGCGCAGCAGGCGCGGGGGGAGAAGGGGGGGGAGGAGGUGGAGACGAGACGACAAAACCCUGGUGCCGCGAGGGAUGAUGGGGCAGGAGGGUUGAGAAAGGACCGUUUGCCGCCGCAGCAGCAGGGUAAGGGGGGCAGGGGGGGCUGGGGGUGGAGCGGGGGCAGGGGGGGCGGGGAGGAACGCGCAGUGGCGGCGGAGGCAGUGCGCGCAGCCGAGGCGGUGGUGGAAAGCGCGCAGGCGUCCGGGGAAGGUUCGACUAAGAAAGAGGAGUGUGAGGGGCCGCCGCGGGCGGAAGGGGAUGGGGACGCGGGGGACGAGGCGGAGCAAGUGGCGGAGGUAGAGGCGGAGGCGGAGCGGAAAGAGCAGGAGGAGCAGGAGCAGGAGGAGGUGGUGGUGGUAAAAGGGAGAAUGCUUCGUGCUGCUGCUGCCGCUGGUGCUGCUACAGACCCUGACGGUGGUGGCGACACUGCUGCUGUUGCAGCUGUUGUUGCUGCCAAAAGGGAAACCGGAAUGGAUGUUGCAGGAGCAAUCUCAAAGGAUCUAGUGACAGGAGCACCGGUAGUCGAACCUGAAACUGCUGCUGAUACUGCUGCUGCCACUGCUGCUGGUGCCGGUGCUGGCGCUGCUGCUGCUGCUGCUGCAGAGGUUGUAACACCCGUGGUAACGCAAAUGGUGACUUCAGUGGUUGGCUGCUUACAUGACGGAUCACUCUCCCAGGGGGCUGUUCCUGCUCUUAUCGAGAUGGCUUGUAAGGCGGACAGAGAGGGGAAGAAGGUGAGGUGGAACUUCGGCACAGAGGAGGAAGGUGCAGAGGAAGGUGCAGAGGAAGGUGCUGAAGAAGGUUCUUCUCCUGCUAAGAAUGUAGGAGGCGUGCAAGCGGAGAGACCUCCUGAAAAGAACGUGACUGUAAAGGGCGGAGACGCUCAGAAGGACCUUGACAUGAGGGAAAGUGGUGAGGGGAUGGUGGUGGGAGGGGGGCAUGAGGACGGGGCUGCGGAGCAGCGGGCGGAAGGAGAGAGGAAGAGAGGCCGAGAUGAGCGGGUAGAAGUUGGGGGAGAAGGAGCAGAAGGAGCAGCAGUAGCAGCAGGAGCAGCAGUAGCAGCAGUAGCAGCAGGGGCAGACAAAUCCGAGGGGGUCAAGAGGGAAGCAGAAGCAUUGGGGGGAGGAAGGGAGGAGAAAGAGAGGAGAGUGAGGAGGCGAGUGGAAGCAGACGAGGGUGGGGAAGGAGGGAGGCGAGAUUCGGAGAGGGCGGCAUGGGACAAUGCAGCAAUGCAAGUGGAGGAGACGGAGGAGGAGAGGGAGAGGGAGAGGGAGCAGGAGAGUUCGGGUGGAGGCUCGGGAGGGAAGAUGGACGGCAGCAGCGGGCUGACGAGCGUGCGUGAUGGCGGUGGGAACAGUGGUAGCGGAGGGAGUGGGGAGAAGGGGCAGCAUAGGGAGGCCUCUCCUUUCCGCUACAACUCCACUCUCCCCUCCCCCUUCGCCCACCCCUUCAGUGACUCAUACCCGGCUCCCCCUCCUGCUGCUGCUGCUGCCGCGGCCGCCAUGUUCCAUCCCUUCAAUCCUUUCUCUCUGCUGCCCGGACCCAACGGUUUUCCAGGCCUGGGCAGGUCCACCACGCCAAUGCGAGGAGUUUCACCUGCCCAGGGGGAGGACCUGGACGGGUGCGGGGCGGCAGGGAGCAGCGGGGAGGGGCACGGAGGGAGGAAUGGGAGAACAGCAGCAUUGGGUGCUGGUGCCUCUGGUAGUGCCUGUGGAGCUGCGGAUCUUGAUUCUUCUGCUGCCGCCGCUGCUGCUGCCGCUGCUGCUGCUGCUGCCGCUGCUGCUGCUGCUGCUGGCCCUGUUGGGAAUCCUAAUCCCACUCCGUCUCCAGCGCCCAUUACCCCCCCAGGGCUGCCGCCACAAUCUGGGUUUCCACUUGACGCUUCCUCUGGAAUGUUCCUGCCUCCUGCGUACUAUGCUGCUGCGGCUGCUGCGACGGCAGCAGCAGGGGUGCCCCCUCCGUGGCUGUACGCGCCUCAG